UCUGCUUUUUCAGUGUGAUGUGAUGGCCCUCAAACACCACCAACCACUUUAGCAAAGAAGGGCAUUUUCAGCCCUCAACGCCAACAUCUUGUGCUCCAGCAAAUACAUUUGUUAAGAAAAGAAAUGCUAUCAGCGGGGCAACAGGUGGCAUAUUGCAGCCAAUCAUGAAAGGUUAUAAUAAGACAGAGGGAGUACAUGUGAGAUAGAGGAUAAAAAAUGAGAAAGAGGGGGACUAAGGUGAAGGGAAAUCCAGUGGCAAGCAUUUUUUCCACAACUGCAGUUACACAAUGCUGAAAUAAAGGCCUGGUGACUUUCCAGUGCUAGUGUAGGGUACUUCCCUGGAAAUGCAUUUGCCUAUUGUACUCCUCUCUGUUUGCUUAGAAGGAAUUCAGAAGGGAUUUGCUUUCUCUUGUUUCACAAGCCCCACGCUUUCACGCUGACCGAAGUGGAUACGCACCAGCUGGCUAUGUCUGUCACCACUGCCGGGUGGGAGAAUUCCUGAUUAUACUUAGAUCCCACAGACCCUGCUCUGUCAUUAGCAGAGAAGGUCUGCUUGUGCACCGCAGUCUGAAAUGCAGCCAUCCGGGAAUGCUGAAUGCCUUGCUUGAAGGAGCCUUCUGGAUCAAACAUGAAUGACCUGCUGAAGGUGCCCCUGGUGCACGUCCUCAUGCUGGCAUCCCUCAGCUUGGCCGAAACACUCCUGAAAGCUCCAUUGAUCAGCACUCCUCUGGAAACUGUGGAUGCCCUGGUAGAGGAAGUCGCUAAGUUUGUCUGUGUAGUGGAGUCAUAUCCUGAGCCAGAAAUUACAUGGACACGCAACGGAAUUCCCAUCAGGCUGUUCGACACCCGGUAUAGCAUACAGAGGAACGGGCAGCUUCUGACCAUUUUGAGUGUGGAGGACAGUGAUGAUGGGGUGUACUGCUGCACAGCGGAUAAUGGGGUUGGAGCAGCUGCCCAGAGCUGUGGAGCUCUCCAAGUGAAAAUGCGACCCAAAAUAACCCGACCACCUGUAAAUGUAGAAAUAAUAGAAGGGUUAAAGGCUGUUCUUCCUUGUACUACAAUGGGGAACCCAAAACCUUUUGUUUCAUGGAUCAAAGGAGAAACAGCUGUAAAGGAGAAUGCUCGCAUUGCUGUCCUCGAUUCGGGGAAUUUAAGGAUCCACAACGUUCAAAGAGAAGAUGCAGGACAAUAUCGAUGUGUAGCCAAGAACAGCCUGGGCACAACUUAUUCAAAACCUGCAACAGUGGUAGUGGAAGUUUUUGCCAGAAUCCUGAAGGCUCCUGAAUCCCAAAAUAUCACCUUCGGGUCUGUGGUGACAUUGCAGUGUUCAGCAACCGGCCUUCCAGUCCCCACUGUCACCUGGCUGGAAAAUGGGAAAGCAGUUUCUGCAGGAUCUGUAGCAGAGAAUGUCAAGGGCAGAGUGGUUGACUCCAGAUUGCAGGUGUAUGUCACCCGACCCGGCUUGUUCACUUGCCUUGCCACAAACAAACACAGCAAAACUUUUGGAGCUGCCAAAGCUGCAGCAACCAUCAGUGUUUCAGAGUGGAGCAAGCUAUACAAGGGUGAUGCAGGCUACUGCAGCAUGUACAGAGGUGAGGUGUGUAGUGGUAUCUUGGCAAAGGAUGCUCUUGUUUUCUUCAACUCCUCCUAUGCUGACCCAGAGGAGACCCAAGAGCUGCUUGUGCACACUGCCUGGACUGAACUGAAAAUGGUGAGUUCAUUCUGCCAACCGGCUGCUGCGUCUCUGCUGUGUAACUACAUCUUCCAGGAGUGCAAUCCCUCAGGAGCUGGGCCAGCUCCAAAACCAAUGUGCAGAGAGAAUUGCCUUGCUGUAAAGGAUCUCUACUGCUUUAAGGAAUGGCUCUCAAUGGAGGAAAACACUCAGAAGGGGAUUUACAAGCCAGGGCUGAUGUCGCUAAGUCUUCCUGAAUGCAACAGGCUGCCCAGCCUGCACCAGGACCCCAGUGCCUGUGCCCACAUCCCUUUCUUUGAUUUUACGAAUGAGAAUAUAACCAGGACUUGCUACACCGGCAAUGGACAGUUUUACCACGGCUGGGCCAACAUCACUGUCUCUGGCAUUCCCUGCCAGAAGUGGAGUGACCAGGCUCCCCAUUUGCACAGGAGGACUCCUCAAGUUUUCCCUGAGCUGUCUGAUGCUGAGAAUUACUGCCGCAAUCCAGGUGGUGAGAAGGACCGUCCCUGGUGCUACACAAAAGACCCAUCCGUGACCUGGGAAUACUGCAAUGUGUCUCCCUGUGGAGAUGCAUCAUUAGCACUAGGAACAAGAAAACCAAAUGGAGAGACUCCAAAUCUGCCACCUCCUCUUCCAUUUUCCCCUACAUACUCCAUGACUGUUAUCAUCUCAAUCAUCUCCAGCUUUGCCUUGGUCAUGAUCCUCAGCAUUGUGACCUUGGUUUGCUGCCGCCAGCGAAAGCAGUGGAAAAACAAAAAAAGAGAGUCAGAGACACCAACGCUCACGACUUUGCCCUCUGAACUCCUUCUGGACCGGCUGCAUCCCAACCCGAUGUACCAAAGGACACCCCUUCUCCUCAAUCCAAAAUUGCUCAGCCUGGAAUACCCCAGGAAUAAUAUUGAAUAUGUAAGAGAUAUUGGGGAAGGAGCAUUUGGGAGAGUCUUCCAGGCAAGGGCACCAGGGCUGCUGCCAUACGAGCCUUUCACAAUGGUGGCAGUGAAAAUGCUGAAGGAGGAAGCAUCUGCAGACAUGCAGGCUGACUUUCAGAGGGAGGCAGCCCUAAUGGCAGAGUUUGACAAUCCAAAUAUUGUCAAGCUUUUAGGUGUUUGUGCUGUUGGGAAACCGAUGUGCCUGCUGUUUGAGUACAUGGCCUAUGGGGAUCUAAAUGAGUACCUGCGUGACCGCUCACCCCGCAACCUCUGCAGCCUGGUGCAUGGGAACCUGGAUGAGCAGAUCUGCUUCCCCAACCCCCUUGCGUUGUGCUGCACCAGCCAACUCUGCAUUGCCAAGCAGGUGGCUGCCGGCAUGGCGUACCUCUCUGAGCGCAAGUUUGUCCACCGGGAUUUGGCUACCAGGAACUGCCUGGUGGGGGAAAACAUGGUUGUAAAAAUAGCUGAUUUUGGUCUCUCAAGGAACAUGUAUUCAGCUGACUAUUACAAGGCAAAUGAGAAUGAUGCCAUCCCCAUCCGCUGGAUGCCCCCUGAAUCCAUUUUCUACAACCGCUACACUACAGAGUCUGAUGUGUGGGCCUACGGGGUGGUGCUGUGGGAGAUCUUCUCCUAUGGCAUGCAGCCCUACUACGGGAUGGCUCACGAGGAGGUCAUCUACUACGUGAGGGAUGGGAAUGUCCUCUCUUGCCCAGACAAUUGUCCCCUGGAGCUCUACAACCUGAUGCGCCUCUGCUGGAGCAAGCUACCCUCUGACCGGCCAGGCUUUGCCAGCAUCCACCGCAUCUUGGAGCGCAUGUAUGAGAAGGCUGUGGAAACCCUAUCGAUCUGAGGGAUGUGCCCUGUGUCCACCCAUCCAGACUGACUCAGGCCGGCCCAUGGGCUUGAGAAUGGUAGCUUGACACAAAACUGCAGUUCAGGGGGAGGAGAAACAGAUUGUUCCUCUGCCAAUCAGGAAGUGUGGACUGCAUUCUCCUGCAGUGGGCCAUACUUCCCUGGGUGGGACUGUCCCCUCCAAGUGACAGGACUGACCCCUGGCCAUCAAGCUUGGACUCUUUGAGUUGGUGAGGGUGCUGGCCAUACUAUCUCAGUACCUAUAUUAGGCAUUCCCAGCA
Pezoporus flaviventris is the source of this 3755-nucleotide messenger RNA. RefSeq names its product muscle associated receptor tyrosine kinase (gene MUSK). Gene Ontology annotation, biological process: multicellular organism development; cell surface receptor protein tyrosine kinase signaling pathway; positive regulation of kinase activity. NCBI's taxonomy places the organism in Eukaryota, Metazoa, Chordata, Aves, Psittaciformes, Psittacidae. The transcript has 17 exons. Gene Ontology annotation, molecular function: transmembrane receptor protein tyrosine kinase activity; ATP binding; protein binding. Gene Ontology annotation, cellular component: signaling receptor complex. Bases 596 to 3472 code for a protein of 958 amino acids. The record is from RefSeq and is a predicted model, not a curated record.